UGGCACCAAUCUCAAAACUUCCCCUUCCAACUCCGCCAUGCAGGGUGUGAGGUGCGGAGAAGGCCGAUGAAGGUUGACUUCUCCUUGAAUUCCUAUCCCCAGUGGCCCCAUCCUUGUGAUUCGUGAAAAGCCCCGAAAGCCCACCGUGUUUGUAUUCUAAGACGUGUUCUGUAGCUUCAGCAUCUUGAGGCUUUCACGGAAAUAGAGCAUUUUUUUUUUCUUCUUUUUUUUAAGGCAAGGAGAGAAGCCGGGGAGAUGAGAUGCGGGUACGGGCCCAACUUUUCCUCUUUGCAGGUUUCCCCGGAGCGAGGGCAGGUGGCCGCUGCUGUCCAGGUGACCCUCCUCGGGGCGGCGGAGGGGGCCCGGACCUGGCGCGGCCGGGCGGAAGCACCUCUGCCAUUGGCCCAGCGGCGGCUUUUACCUGCGCGGAGCCCGGGGGCCCGAGCUCAAAGUCCGCGACAUCCUGCGGGAGAGGCAGCCGCCGUUGGCAGUGCAGGUGGGCCCCCGCCCUCGGCCAGGCAAGAUGCCCCUGGGGUUCCGGAGAAAGGUGAAAGCCAAGUCCAAGGAGGCCGCCCAGCUGGUGAAGGUCGAGCAGGUGGGCGCGGGCGGCGGCGGCCUCCCGGACCCCCCGCCUCCCACACGCAAGCUGGUUUUCUACACGCAGCUGGCCCACGGCAGCGCCACCGGCCGAGUGGAGAAUUUCACCUCCAUCCAGGAGCUCUACGCCAAGAUCGCGGGAGUGUUCGAGAUCUCGGCGUCUGAGAUCUUAUAUUGCACUUUAAACACACCUAAAGUUGAUAUGGAAAAUCUCUUAGGAUCGUAUGUAGGCCUUGAAGAUUUCAUAUUUGCCCAUGUGAAAGGGAACCAAAAAGAAGUGAAUGUAUAUAAAUCUGAGGACUCACUUGGUCUCACCAUUACAGAAAAUGGAGCUGGCUAUGCUUUUAUAAAGAGAAUUAAAGAUGGUAGCCUAAUUGACGCAGUUAAAACCAUCUGUGUGGGGGAUCAUAUUGAAUCCAUAAAUGGAGAAAAUAUCACUGGGUGGCGUCAUUAUGAUGUUGCAAAAAAAUUAAAGGAAUUAAAAAAAGGUGAAUCCUUUACCUUGAAGUUAAUAGAGCCUAAGAAGGCAUUUGAAGUAGAGCCAAGGUCAAAAGCUGGAAAAUCAUCAGCAGAAAAAAUUGGUACUGGAAGAGAGACACUUCGCCUGAGAUCAAAGGGUUCUGCCUCCAUGGAAGACAUGCCCUCCGAAACCAAGACAAAAGCAAUUGAAAAGAUUGAUGAUCUUCUUGAAUUGUACAUGGGAAUUCAAGAUAUCGAUUUAGCUACCACAAUGUUUGAAGCUGGAAAGGACAAAGGUAAUCCAGAUGAAUUUGCUGUGGCACUUGACGAAACUCUUGGAGACUUUGCGUUCCCAGAUGAAUUUGUCUUUGAUGUUUGGGGAGUCAUUGGUGAUGCGAAACGAGAAUGACGAUGACAUGGAUGAUCCGUCUCUGGAGAAAUGAACAUUCUUUUAAAAAAUAUCCACAGGAUCUGAUUUUUAGGCACUGUUACAGACUCUGGUUUGGUCUGAUGUAUAUGGAAUACAUUCUUUGAAAUACACUUUUGGUUUCUGGGUACCUUUUAAUGUGGUUCCAGAUGUGGUAUGCUUAAAAUAAAUCACCUAAAAUAUGA
Mustela lutreola (European mink) is the source of this 1668-nucleotide messenger RNA. RefSeq names its product GIPC PDZ domain containing family member 2 (gene GIPC2). Gene Ontology annotation, molecular function: protein binding. The coding region runs from base 524 to 1465 and encodes 313 amino acids. The transcript has 6 exons. The record is from RefSeq and is a predicted model, not a curated record. Lineage: Eukaryota; Metazoa; Chordata; Mammalia; Carnivora; Mustelidae.